This is a messenger RNA of Dibothriocephalus latus, 345 nucleotides long. The record is from the annotation of a GenBank genome assembly. NCBI's taxonomy places the organism in Eukaryota, Metazoa, Platyhelminthes, Cestoda, Diphyllobothriidea, Diphyllobothriidae.
AUGCUAGAGCCACGUGCGGACCACACGGCGGUUGCGUUUGGAGACAACAUUUUCAUUGCUGGGGGCAGAAAUAAACAGGCGUACAUUGGGGAAGAGCCGAAGUAUUUGAACACCAUCGAUGUCUUCACACUGCCGGACAGUGAGCGACCGUUGGGACAGUGGACGCGCCUCGCUAACUGGGACACGGGUAGGCGACCAGCUGCUCUCGUCGUUUGUCAGAGCAGACUCUUUUCUUUUGGUAAGUCUUGCCUCCUGCCAUUAGUAGAUUUCGCUGUGCUCAAGGGUGCGACCAACUUAUUUCCAGAAUCAGAGACGCACAAAUUCAUGGAUUUCCUCUGUUCCUAA